AUGUUGAUCAUGGAAGUAAAUGAUGGCCUGGACCGUCACCUUGACGAAAUUGAGCUUUUUUUGGGAAGUAAAUUUGUUUUACAUUUCCCAAUCAUCAUCUUCAUCAUCAAAGCUUCAACAACCUUCAUCUUAGAAUUACAAUUAGAAUUUCAACAAGAAAAAAAAGAAAUGGAGAUGUUUGCAAUUUAA
This is a messenger RNA of Clunio marinus, 189 nucleotides long. The record is from the annotation of a GenBank genome assembly. Lineage: Eukaryota; Metazoa; Arthropoda; Insecta; Diptera; Chironomidae.